Messenger RNA from Closterium sp. Naga37s-1, 2592 nucleotides. The record is from the annotation of a GenBank genome assembly. Lineage: Eukaryota; Viridiplantae; Streptophyta; Zygnematophyceae; Desmidiales; Closteriaceae.
AUGGGCUUGGGCCGGGAGGGCCCGUCCGCGCAGGCGCUCAUGCCGCCGGGUCCGCGGGACGACCUCCGCGCGGGCGCGGGCGCGGGGGAAGGCGCGGAGGCGGAAGGCGCGGAGGCUGCACCAGCGGAGGACGACCAUUUACCGGAGGACGAUCAGGAGGCGGUGCUGGAUUCGGUGGUGAAGUUGUUCGCCGUGGGGAGCAGCCCCAACUACCGCCUGCCCUGGCAGAACAAACCGCAGCGCGAGGUCACCGGCUCAGGGUUCGUGAUUAUGGGCCGUCGGAUCCUCACCAGCGCGCACAUCGUGGCCGACCAGGCGUUCGUGCUCGUGAGGAAGCACGGCUCGCCCAAGAAGUACCUCGCGCAGCCACCUACCCCUGUCUUCAUUCCCCAACCUGACCCAGCCACCUUUUCCCUCCCUUCACGUUCCCCUGUCCUGACCCUCAGCAUCCCCUCCCCCCACCAAGUGCUAGCAGUGGUGCAUGAGUGCGACCUGGUGCAUCCCCCUCCUCUCCCUUUGACCCCCUCCUGCCCCCGCACUCUCCCCCCCCCCUCCCCUUCCCCCUCUCCCCCCCACCAGGUGCAAGCAGUGGCGCACGAAUUUGGGGAGGAUAAGGGCGGCGGGGGAGCAGGGGGACGGGGCGGGGGCGCCAUGGGGGAUUUCGGGGGCGGGGGGAUGGGGAGGGGGGGCGGGGGCGGGCUGGGGAGCCGAAUGGGCGGGGGGAAGGGGAUGGGGGGGGAUAUGGGGAUGGGGAUGGGGGGGAGGGGGGAGGCGGGGAGAGGAGUGGGGGGAGCGGGGGGGAAUGAGGAGUUCUGGGCGGGGCUGAACCCGCUGCCUCUGGGGGAUGUGCCUCAGCUGCAGGAGUCGGUAGCUGUGGUGGGGUACCCUCAAGGAGGAGACAACAUCAGCAUAAGCAUGGGGGUAGUCUCACGCGUCGAGCCACCAAGUACGCACACAGCGGGGCGCACCUGCUGGCCUUACAGAUCGACACCCCACUCAACUCACCUCUCCCGUCCCAUCCUAAUCCCCACUGGUUCCCACCCACCAACCCUGUCAGGCGGCGACAACAUCAGCAUCAGCAUGGGAGUCGUCUCACGCGUGGAGCCCACCAAGUACGCGCACAGCGGGGCGCACCUGCUGGCCAUCCAGAUCGAUGCGGCAAUCAACCCCGGCAACAGCGGGGGACCCGCCCUCGUCAUGACCCACGUGCCCGUCGUGGCAGGAGAUAGCACCACCAGCAGUGCUGCUGCUGAUGCUGCUGCUGGCGCGUACGGCAGCAGCAGCAGCAGUAGUGGUGGUGGUGGUAGAGAGACAAGCAGAAGCGGUGGCAGCGGGAAUGGAAGGGAUUUGAUGAAUUCACACCGCAUGGAUUCUCAACUGCAGGGAGAGUCUGCUGGUAGGGCAGGGGGGAUGCAGCGGCGAUCAGGGUUGGAGGAGGAGAGCGAUUCACCCAGCAUAAAGGGGCUGGGCUGGGGGGACGAGGGCGGGGACGGGAUGCUGGGGCUAGGGGGGGAAGAUGGGCGGGAGGAGUGGGAGGGGGAGGAGGGGGAGGAGGAGGUGGGGGUGGGAGGGGGUUGGGCGGAGAUAGAAGCGGAGCGGGCGGCAGAGGAGGCGGCGGCGAGGGCGGCACCGGUGGCGAUGAGAGUAGAGUACCGCGUAGUGGGGGUGGCUUUCCAGAACCUCACUGGGGCUGAAAACAUCGGCUACAUAGUACCCACGCCCAUCAUCCACCGCUUCUUACACGAUGCAGCGCUGCACCACCGCCGCUUCCACGGCUUCUCCUCCCUGGGCGUGGCAUGCCAGCCGCUUGACAACUGGCAGCUGCGCGCGCACCUGCGCCUGCCGCCGACUGCUACAGGCGUGCUGGUGAACGCGGUGCAGCCGCUGAGUGAGAGCAGCCGGUGGAUCAAGAAGGACGACGUGUUGACCGCGUUUGACUGCGUUCCUAUAGCGGAUGAUGGGUCUGUGUUGUUCCGCAAGAGGGAGCGACUGCCGUUUGACUACCUGGUGUCGCUCAAGGGCAGUGGGGAGAGGGCCAUGGUGUCCGUGUACCGAGGAGGGCAGCUCAUGCACUUCGACAUGACCGUCAACCCGCUCCCCCCGUUGGUGGCAGCGCAGCAGUGGGACAGCGCGCCCAGCUACUUCAUAUUCGCAGGGCUCGUCUUCAUGCCGCUCUCCCAGCCCUACCUGCACGAGUACGGCCCCGACUGGCUCCACUCCUCCCCCCGCCGCCUCUGCGACCUCGCCCUCCGCAACCUGCCCGAGAAACCCGGGCAGCAAAUCAUCAUCCUCUCGCGGGUGCUCCCUGACGAGGUCAACGGUGGCUACGAGCGACUGGCAGACCUGCAGGUGCUGAAGGUGAAUGGGAUGGAGGUGGACAAUAUUCGCCAACUCAAAGACGCCGUGUUCGAGACAUCUGGGCCGUUCGUUCGGUUCGAUCUGGAGGACGGGCGGAUCAUAGCCAUUGACAUGGCAGCUGCCAGGAAGUCGAAUGCGCAGAUUUUGCGGCGCUACCGCGUGCCGAGUGCAUCGUCUUGGGACCUCCGCCAAAUGGCCGACAGCAACUCUCACGACAGCCACAGCCGCUUCUGA